Eruca vesicaria subsp. sativa (arugula) is the source of this 2162-nucleotide messenger RNA. The record is from the annotation of a GenBank genome assembly. NCBI's taxonomy places the organism in Eukaryota, Viridiplantae, Streptophyta, Magnoliopsida, Brassicales, Brassicaceae.
UCAGAUCCCUAAAAAUCGAAAACCCGAACGCAUAACUGACCAUGGUCUUUCACGUAGCUUGUCCAAUUACAUGCCGGAAAAUUUGUGACUGCUUGUUGGGGUUUCCACGGAUUCUCCAUGGCAAGAAUGUGUUCCUCAACGACAUCCACUCUCUCGAAAAGCUCCUGCGAGACCCCUGGGAUGCGGAUGUUGGCGUUCUCAAGGAUGGUACCGUUCAGAUCCACGUGCCUAAGCUCGCUCCUCCCGUUGCUACUAGAGAUGUUGGAGAUGAAUCGGCGCUCAAGGUUGCCGCAUCGUCGAUUUCGACACCAGGCAAACGCACGGUGCUGCUGCUGAAGAAGAAGAAUGUAGCUACUGCGAAUCCUGACUUUGACGACGUUCCUGUUAAAGAGAUCGAUGGAGAAGAUCAAGACCAUCAUAGUGCAAGUAUUACGUGUCACAUGUGCUAUAUAGUUGAAGUUGGGAAAAGCGAGAGAGCAAAGAUGCUUUCUUGUAAAUGUUGUGGCAACAAGUAUCAUAGAAAUUGCUUGCAGCUUUGGGCUCAACAUAGAGAUUUAUUUAGUUGGAGCUCUUGGGCUUGCCCCUCUUGCCGAACCUGUGAGGGAUGUGGAUCUACAGGGGAUUCAAAGAAGUUGAUGUUUUGCAAAAGAUGUGAUGAUGCCUAUCAUUGUGAUUGCCAACAACCUCGACACAAGACUGUUACUUCUGGACCUUAUUUGUGUCCUAAACACACCAAAUGUUACAGCUGUGGAUCUAAAGUCCCCGGGAAUGGACAGAGCUUACGUUGGUUUUUGGGCCAUACUUGCUGUGAUGCUUGUGGAAGGUUGUUUGUUAAGGGAAAUUACUGUCCUGUAUGUUUGAAGGUUUACAGGGACUCAGAAGCAACACCAAUGGUGUGUUGUGACUUCUGCCAGCGCUGGGUUCAUUGCACGUGUGAUGGAAUCAGCGAUGAGAAAUAUAUGAGGUUUCAAAGUGAUGGGAAUCUUCAAUACAAAUGUUCUACUUGUCGAGGAGAAAGCUACCAGGUCAAAGAUCUUGAGGAUGCUGUAAAGGAAAUUUGGAAGCGAAAAGAUAUUGAGGAUAAAGAGCUAAUUGCUAGCCUGAGAGCUAAUGCAGGAGUCGUUGAGCAAACUGGUGGUGCUCCUCCUAUUAAUCAGCCUGGUUCUGUCGAAAGAAAAGUUGCUGAGAAAGUUAUGGUCAGUGGUGAAGACGAGAAGCCAUUAAGAGUUCUCAGGAUAAAAAGUAGGAGAUCUCAAGAUUCAGAUUGUGAGAAAUUUGGAAAAAACUCUACAGAGCCGAACCCUGGGAAGGCCAAAAAAUUGGUGAUAAGUAUAGGCCCUCGAAACGCAGGGGUUACAAACCCGUUAAGAAAGUGUAAUGAAGAAAAGAGAGAUGAGGUAGGAACUUCUAAGGUCGGAAUUAUCGGGAGUCACACAGAAGUUGCAGGAGAUUUAAAUGGUGGCCAACAAGAGGAGUUGCAGAAAGAUUCAAGACCAUUGCUGAAACUCAAGAUAAAAACGCAUAAUCCGGAGAGCCAGGAACAACGAGAAGCCCCUAGGAUUGUCUAUGAAAGAAGUAAGUCUGGCAAAGGACAUAGGUCUAAGAGAAAGAGAUCAGCUGAAAAAUCAGGGUUCAACGAAGAUGAAGAUGUGUCACUAUCACGUGAGGAGAGUGCGUUAGACGAAAUGCUUGAUGCUAGUUGGAUUCUGAAGAAACUGGGGAAGGACGCAAAAGGAAAGAAGGUUCAAAUACAUGAGGCCACAGAUGAUUCAUGGGAGAAAGGAGUGGUGAGUGAAGUAGGAGGAGAAGGAGGGGCAUCGAAGUUGAUGGUGACGCUUGAGAAUGGAAAAGUAAAGACAGUGGAGCUAGGAAAGCAAGGUGUUAGAUUCAUUCCUCAGAAGCAAAAGAGGACGAGAACGUGACGAGGUGGUUGUAUCCACAUUUGGAACAACAUUAGCUUCUUUAUCCAUUUGUAUUCCUUUAGAUUCUGUGUGUACAUUUUGACACAAGAUUAGCUUCUUAUUUGACUGUGAGUAGAAAGAAAUGGUGAAUUUUCAAAAGAUGUUAAGAGAAAAAUUCGCUAAGCAUUAGUUUCUUUAGAUUUUUUAUGUUGCAGAAAAAAAAAACAUUAUGCCCAACGACUCGUGCACUACUAGCUCUCA